Ficedula albicollis (Collared flycatcher) is the source of this 1864-nucleotide messenger RNA. RefSeq names its product potassium channel modulatory factor 1 (gene KCMF1). Gene Ontology annotation, cellular component: plasma membrane. The record is from RefSeq and is a predicted model, not a curated record. The transcript is spliced from 7 exons. Gene Ontology annotation, biological process: synaptic signaling. The coding region runs from base 502 to 1494 and encodes 330 amino acids. NCBI's taxonomy places the organism in Eukaryota, Metazoa, Chordata, Aves, Passeriformes, Muscicapidae.
GACGAGGGGUGGCUUGUGUUCUGGCGGCCCCGAGAUCUGCCCCUUUUCCCUCGGUUUUGCCUUGCGGCCGAGGAGGCCGGUGCUGGUGUAGUACUGGCAUGUUUUGAGGCCGCCGGAGAAACGUGUUCUGUGUGCUGCUUGCCUCUGAUCCCGUUGUGUUUACCGCCAUGGAGGAGUUCAGCGGGUAGUUAGUCAGAAGGAGCAGGGUGGAGGAAGAGAUGGAAGCUAAGAAAGGAAUUUCUGCAGGAAGAAAUGGAAGUAUGAAACCAGGAGAGAAAGUUGCUCGGUUUUUCCAUGCUUGUUUACAAGCCGGUGAAGUGUUUGGACUAGUAUUCUGUAAAACCAGGGGUUGUCAUCUGAAAAGGUGUCAGCUGUGAUGCAUGUUUAAAAGGAAAUUUUCGAGGUCGUCGGUACAAGUGUUUAAUUUGCUACGAUUACGAUCUGUGUGCAACUUGUUAUGAAAGUGGUGCAACGACAACAAGGCAUACAACUGACCACCCAAUGCAGUGCAUACUAACAAGAGUAGAUUUUGACUUGUACUAUGGUGGAGAAGCUUUCUCUGUAGAGCAGCCACAGUCUUUCACUUGUCCUUAUUGUGGGAAAAUGGGGUAUACGGAAACAUCUCUUCAAGAACAUGUUACUUCUGAGCAUGCAGAAACAUCAACAGAAGUGAUUUGUCCAAUAUGUGCAGCAUUACCUGGAGGGGAUCCGAAUCACGUAACAGAUGACUUUGCAGCUCAUCUUACACUGGAACACAGAGCUCCUAGAGAUUUAGAUGAAUCCAGUGGCGUUCGGCAUGUACGUAGGAUGUUCCACCCAGGCCGGGGUUUGGGAGGCCCCCGUGCUCGUAGAUCAAACAUGCACUUUACUACCAGUUCCCCUGGUGGGCUUUCGUCUUCUCAGAGUUCAUAUUCUCCAAGCAAUAGAGAAGCCAUGGACCCUAUAGCUGAGCUUUUAUCCCAGCUGUCAGGUGUGAGGCGUUCUGCAGGAGGACAGCUCAACUCCUCUGGCCCUUCUGCUUCUCAAUUACAGCAGCUGCAGAUGCAACUGCAGUUGGAACGACAACAUGCACAGGCAGCAAGACAGCAACUGGAGACUGCACGCAAUGCAACCAGACGCACCAACACGAUCAAUGUCAACACCACUAUGACACAAUCUACAACAACAACCAACACAUCUAACACAGAAAACAGUCAGCAGACUAUCCAGAAUUCCCAGUUCCUUCUGACAAGGUUGAAUGAUCCGAAGAUGUCAGAAGCAGAGCGUCAGUCAAUGGAGAGUGAACGGGCAGACUGCAGCCUGUUUGUUCAGGAGCUUCUACUGUCCACCUUGAUGCAGGAAGAAAGUUCCUCCUCAGAUGAGGAUGAGCGGGGGGAGAUUGCAGAUUUUGGUGCUAUGGGCUGUGUAGAUAUUAUGCCUCUAGAUGUUGCUUUAGAAAACCUAAAUUUAAAAGAGAGUAAUAAAGGAAAUGAGCCUCCUCCACCUCCUCUUUGAUGACAUCCCACUUUGCAGACAAUGUCCUCUGUGCUGUAUUUGCCAAUGAAAGUGGACAACAACUAUCUUGGGUUUGUUUUGGUGAUUGUAAUUUCAGGUCUGUCACUCUUGUUACAUUGUGUACAUUCAAAAGAAAGAGAGAAAAGAUAUAUAUGAUAAUCAUUUCCACUUAACUAAUUUUUACUUCUAGCAGGUAAUGUAGGUUGCAGAGCAGAAGGCUCUGUGUCCUGUACCUUGACAUGCAAAAGGCUCUCCUAAUACUCCACAUUCAAACUGAAGAGGAAAAAAAAAAAAGAAAAAUCUCUAAUGAAGCUGCUGUGUGUAUUUAUGAAUAUUAAUGAAUAAAAACUGCUUGGAUGGUUUACCUUAA